This is a messenger RNA of Puccinia triticina, 1485 nucleotides long. RefSeq lists its product as uncharacterized. The transcript has a single exon. The record is from RefSeq and is a predicted model, not a curated record. The coding region runs from base 1 to 1485 and encodes 494 amino acids. NCBI's taxonomy places the organism in Eukaryota, Fungi, Basidiomycota, Pucciniomycetes, Pucciniales, Pucciniaceae.
AUGAUUCGAAUCAUUGUUGCGUUACUAUGGACUAUCAAUUGCCACGCAAUGAAUGAACCUCGGAUGAAUGCUCUGGAGAGAUCUGCUUCUUUGCGGACUGCGGGACCACCGACGUUUGCAAGAGAUGGAGCUCAUUCCACCUCCUCUAUACAGCUGGAAAAUGGUCCAAGCCAUCCCAAUGCAUGGGGAUCCAACAGACAAGAACUUCAAGUUCCUCCUUCGAAUUUUUUAUCCCCUCGACUAUAUGAGCUGGAUCGAGGAGCUCUCCAGCGUACCGCUCGUGCUUGCGAUUCGAUCCAAUGCUACAGACUGCAUGCCAGGCCAAGUGGAAAUCCAGAGGAUGAUGUGUGGCCUAAACCAGGAGGAUAUCGUUUCAUUCCCAGUUGGCCGAUCCACGACGAAAGCCAGGAUUGGACUCCAGGAUCAAGCAGGAUAUUGCCACCGCAGGAUAACAUGAUAGUGAAAGGAAAAGACUCGGAUCCUGCAGAAAUUCACACUUACAAUAACCAGCAAUCGACGCCGAGGCCUCGGAAAUUUAUCAAGCUGAUGGGCGCUUUCAUCGAGCCGGAAGAACAACCCAGUUCUUCUCUCGAAAGCAAACACAACAGUAUCAUCAAUCAAUCGCCCCCAAAUUUGAGCUCCAGCCCCUCCUCGAUGACAAUCUCUAGUAGACACAUCAAUACAGUCAAUAAUCAAGAAUCAGAUAGGUUUUUGGUGAGCGAAGGCACAAGUGAGAUGAGUCCCCUCUACCAGCUUCCUGCAAGCAUUCUGCAUCAUUUUACAAUGAAUGAUCCUCGUCAUUUUCCCAUCAACAAUCGAGGACUGAUACCUUCGGGGAAAGCCAUGAAUGCCGAGACUCGUAGUGGCGCUGGGAGCGAACAAAUCUCUGGCCAUGAGGAAGACGAAUCGGCUCAAUUAUUAAAGUUUGACAGAGCGGCUUUUGCUUUUCCAACUCCACGCGGCAAAGACACAAAAAAUUUAGACAUCAUCUUCAAAAUGAUUGACAUACUGCAGCGCCAAAAACUAGUGAUUUCAGAACAUCAGUUUACUCAUAACUAUCAUGGGUUUUUCAACAAAAACUAUAAUGAGACACCAUCCUCAAAUGCUGAUAAAAUUGAAUCAAAGGCUAAAACUAGAGAAAUCAGUCAGCGUAGGGAAGAAUUGAAAAGUAAAUCCACAGAAAUCAUUUUCAAAGACCAGAAGGUUUGGUGUACACAUUGGCAGAAAAAAACAAACCUAGACAUCCACUCUCUAGCCAAAGAUACAGAAGCUAGUAAAUCUCCAGAAAUGCACAAAUUGCUGAUAGUAUACUUAUUUUAUAUUGAAAUGAUAAGUACAAUCAUCCCUAGAGAGCUAGAUGCGGAAUACAAAGUGGGAAGACAAUUAGAAAAUGGUGCAUCUUUAUUUGAAGAACUUGUGCUCGCCAGUACCUUUGCAGAAACACAAAUCAUGACCAGAGAAAAUCUUCACGCUUUCAACAAAUAA